AUGGAAAGUGUCUUUACUAGAGCCUUCGUGUACAGCGUCGUCUAUCAACUUCUAUUUUUCACUGCCUCGGUUGUGCUCGGCACUGACAAACUAACUGACUUCGCUGGUGGCACGAACUUUUUCCUCCUGGCCCUCUACUGUUGCUUGCAGUGUGAACGGAGGACGUUCCGCCUUAAAGUUCUCACAACGCUCAUCAGCGUUUGGGCGUUUCGUUUAUCGUGCUUCCUUUUGUACCGCAUUAUACUGUGGUCAGAGGAUCGGCGUCUGAAGGAGUUCCGCGCUAGCAUUUGGAAGCUAGCGAGUUUUUGGUUCGUUCAAGCGGUAUGGGUUUGGGUCACAUCGUUCCCCGUGUUGGCACUCGGCUCGGAAACCUCUCAAGCACUUCCGGUCAAGCCCUUGUGUACUCUGGAUUACGCUGGCUGGCUUCUCUGGCUUGGCGGUCUCCUGUUAGAAACCGUGGCGGAUUUUCAAAAGUUACAACACAAGAAGAGAGCACCGGAACUGAAUAAAACUCCUUGGUGCACGGAUGGCGUCUGGCGCUUCUCACGGCACCCGAACUAUUUCGGGGAGCUAUGUGUUUGGUGGGGAAUAUUCCUAUCCAGUUACGCUGGAGUCGAGGACUCAUUCCCGUUGUUCGUUGCCGCAAUCGCAUCUCCUGUUUUCGUUAUGUUGUUGCUGCUCUUUGUCAGCGGCAUGCCUUUGCUGGAACAGUCUAUGAAUCGAAGGUACCAAGGAAAUACGAAGUUUGAGAAUAGAGACGGACGUGAAACGGAAGCUCAAAGACUUGCAGAAGCAUUCAAGGCGUACAAGAACUGCACUAGCCCGUUGAUUCCGCUACCACCGUUGGUGUACGCAUCACUGCCGACAGUCAUCAAGCGAACAGUUUUCUUCGAGUGGAAGAUCUACGAGGCGGAAUCAGCUCCUAACGAGUCCCAGAGCGACCGCUCCCGCGAUUCAUCGAACGCUCGCAUGUAG
This is a messenger RNA of Cyanidioschyzon merolae strain 10D, 975 nucleotides long. RefSeq lists its product as hypothetical. Gene Ontology annotation, biological process: lipid metabolic process. Gene Ontology annotation, cellular component: membrane. Gene Ontology annotation, molecular function: oxidoreductase activity, acting on the CH-CH group of donors. The record is from RefSeq and is a predicted model, not a curated record. NCBI's taxonomy places the organism in Eukaryota, Rhodophyta, Bangiophyceae, Cyanidiales, Cyanidiaceae. The coding region runs from base 1 to 975 and encodes 324 amino acids. The transcript has a single exon.